AUAAAUUACGAUGAGGAGACAUCAUCAGUCUGACCGGAGAGCUACUGGGACGCUGCUGGUGGUUUGUAAGCUCCUCGGCCGGAACAAUAGGGAUCUUUGUAUCAACCCCUGGUAGUAGUAGUAGUCCUCAAAUCCGACAACAGGGAUCAGCCAUGCCUUUCGGUAACACACACAACCAGAUGAAGAUGAAGUACUCCUCGGAGCAGGAGUACCCGGACCUCAGCAAACACAACAAUCAUAUGGCCAAGGUCCUGACUGCUGCUAUGUACGAGCGGCUGAGGAGCAAACAGACACCCAGUGGAUUUACUCUGGAUGAUGUCAUUCAGACUGGGGUUGACAACCCAGGCCACCCCUUCAUCAUGACCGUGGGCUGCGUCGCUGGAGACGAGGAGUCCUAUGAGGUCUUCAAAGAGCUGCUGGACCCCGUGAUCGAGGACCGUCAUGGAGGAUACAAACCCACAGACAAGCACAAGACCGACCUCAACUCAGCCAACCUGAAGGGAGGUGAUGACCUCGACCCCAACUACGUCCUGAGCUCCCGAGUCCGCACAGGCCGCAGCGUCCGUGGCUUCUGCCUGCCACCUCACUGCAGCCGAGGAGAGAGGCGUGCUGUGGAGAAGCUCUCCAUCGAAGCUCUGGCCGCCCUGAGCGGAGACCUGAAGGGGAAGUACUACGCCCUGAAGAACAUGACGGAGGCUGAGCAGCAGCAGCUCAUCGAUGACCACUUCCUGUUUGACAAGCCAGUGUCUCCUCUGCUGCUGGCCUCAGGGAUGGGCCGUGACUGGCCCGACGCCAGGGGCAUCUGGCACAAUGACAACAAGACAUUCCUCGUGUGGGUGAAUGAGGAGGAUCACCUGCGUGUGAUCUCUAUGCAGAAAGGCGGCAACAUGAGGGAAGUCUUCACUCGCUUCUGCACCGGACUCACCAAGAUUGAGACCCUGUUCAAGGAGAGAGGCCAUGCGUUCAUGUGGAACGAGCACCUGGGCUACGUCCUCACCUGCCCAUCUAACCUGGGCACCGGCCUGCGUGCUGGUGUUCACGUCAAACUGCCCAACAUGAGCAAACACGCCAAGUUUGAGGAGGUUCUCAAGAAGCUGAGGCUCCAGAAACGUGGAACUGGUGGAGUGGACACAGCCGCUGUGGGUGGAGUGUUUGACAUCUCCAACGCCGACAGACUGGGCUUCUCUGAGGUGGAGCUGGUGCAGAUGGUGGUUGAUGGCGUCAAGCUGCUGGUGGACAUGGAGAAGAGGCUGGAGAAAGGCCAGUCCAUCGACGACAUCAUGCCCGCCCAGAAGUGAAAUCACCCUGACGCCCUACGACCUUCCCCUCCCUCCCUUUUGUCUGAAUGAAUGUUUGACUCUGUCCUGAAACACACUCUGUAUCACAGUUUGGAUUUGCUUGUGUAUUUAAGACGAAACGGUUCCUGCGAGGAUGGAAAUGAAAUAAAAAAACAUGUUCUGGUUCAACAGCU
Messenger RNA from Epinephelus moara (kelp grouper), 1471 nucleotides. It is a transcript of the gene ckba, whose product is annotated as creatine kinase, brain a. The transcript is spliced from 8 exons. Lineage: Eukaryota; Metazoa; Chordata; Actinopteri; Perciformes; Serranidae. Gene Ontology annotation, molecular function: creatine kinase activity. Bases 153 to 1298 code for a protein of 381 amino acids. The record is from RefSeq and is a predicted model, not a curated record. Gene Ontology annotation, biological process: phosphocreatine biosynthetic process.